GACGCUUCAUAUUAAAUUCACCGACAUAGUUUGCCACUGGCUGAAGCGGUGUCAGGUAACCUUGGCGGAAGUAGUCAUUCACCGUGUUAUGUUCUCGCGUGGCUCUGUCAACACUCGCGGGAUCGAAGUCUACUCCGCUCGUGACUGCUGCCUGGUGAAAGAAAGCUAAUCUAACUGAACGGGAGGAGCAUCUCGCGAGACUUACCUUGGGAAGGGGGCCAUCUUGUUGCCUCAGAACCGGCGGGGGUCACAGGGACAGUGAGGGCAGCGGUGCUGGUGACGCGAUGCUGGCCCGGUUGGCUUUGGGCGGCUUGGCCCCCGCCGCAUUGAGGAGGUUGGCGCCCGCUCUCUCUGCUGGAGUUGUUCAUAUAUCAAGACCACUUCACACUAGUCAGCAGCACUUGGCACCUGUGCCACCUCUGCCUGAGACAGGAGGUAAAGUCCGCCAUGGGAUAAUCCCUGAAGAGUUUUUCCCGUUCCUGUACCCUAAAACAGGAGUCACAGGCCCCUACGUGUUGGGAACUGGACUCCUGUUGUAUCUUCUGUCCAAGGAAAUUUAUGUAAUUAAUCAUGAAACAAUUGCUGCGAUCAGUAUUGUGGGAAUCCUCAUCUAUGGAAUUAAGAAGUUUGGUGGUGAUGUAGCAGCUUUUGCUGACAAGCUCAAUAAUGAAAAAGUUGCUUCUUUAACAGCUAUAAAAGAUAGUAUGAUCAGCAGCUUGGAGACGGCAAUUGCGGAUGAGAAGAAAGAGCAAUGGAGGGUUGAGGGUCGCCACUAUCUCUUUGAUGCUAAGCGGAACAAUAUUGCUAUGCUGCUGGAGACCAACUAUAGGGAAAGGCUACUCAGUGUAUUUACUGAAGUAAAGAAACGGCUAGACUAUCAAGUUGCUAUGCAGCAUUUUGUGCGGCAGAAGGAGCAAGAUCACAUGAUCAAGUGGGUGGAGCAAAAUGUUAGGAAGAGUAUAACAGCUCAACAGGAGAAAGAGAGCAUUGCCAAGUGCAUCUCGGAUCUGAAGGUGUUGUCAAAGUCUGCACAGGCAGCUGUCUAAAUGCAGCAUUUACUUCCAACCUGUUAAACUGUAUGAUAUUCUUAAUUAAAACAUCUGUACCAUU
This is a messenger RNA of Sphaerodactylus townsendi, 1110 nucleotides long. RefSeq names its product ATP synthase peripheral stalk-membrane subunit b (gene ATP5PB). The record is from RefSeq and is a predicted model, not a curated record. NCBI's taxonomy places the organism in Eukaryota, Metazoa, Chordata, Lepidosauria, Squamata, Sphaerodactylidae. Gene Ontology annotation, biological process: proton motive force-driven ATP synthesis. Gene Ontology annotation, molecular function: proton transmembrane transporter activity. The transcript has 7 exons. Bases 285 to 1046 code for a protein of 253 amino acids.